Molecule: messenger RNA, 1329 nt
Organism: Suillus discolor
Lineage: Eukaryota; Fungi; Basidiomycota; Agaricomycetes; Boletales; Suillaceae
Exons: 13
Coding region: 385-1296 (303 amino acids)
Source: RefSeq, a predicted model, not a curated record
UUGCAGGGUUCUCGUCUCCCAUCGUGAGUUGCGAUCACAUCGCGGUUGGAUCGAUGGCCACAUGGUUUCAUACUACAGAACACCUCGAAAAUGGCAUUGGAAAUAAGUUUGCGAUCACUAACCACUGGGAUUUUUCUGGUGUCCGAGUAAUUGCAUUGGCAAUACUGGUUUGUAAAUCAAAGUCUCCUUUGAUUAUCCAGGGCCUCUUUUUGUUUGAUUUCGAACUGUUUCACCGGAUCAAGGGUCUUGAUACGGGAUUAGAUAUAGAUCUCCGAGCAUCAUACUGAUUUUGGCGAUAGAAAUGCUGAACGGUGGUAUAUCUAGCACGAACGCUGUCGUUAUACACCACUAACCUUUCCCACUCGUCACAUACAUCCCUGGAACAUGACCUACGUCUCAAAUGAUCCAACUUGGUGGCCGCAAAUCAAUUUCAAUAUUCUUCUCAGCUAUUGGGCAGUUGCCGCCGGCGUCGUGGUGGCAUACGAUUGGGUCUUAACACUCGGACAAGAGAUUGAGCUCAUCUGGAGACAACGAUGGUCUCUCAUGACCGUACUGUAUUUGACUAUACGCUAUAUUGGAAUACCGUUUUCUGCUGUCAAUAUUCUGCGCGCUACCGUGUACUACGCAUCAAGUGGGACAAUUGUGGCCUUGACUGCCAUGUUGGGCGUGAUCAUGAUUACUCGGUUGCAUGCCAUGUAUCAGGAAUCUAGAGCGAUGCUUAUAUUCCUUGUUAUUAUCUUCCUGGCUGUAAACAUCGCCUGCGGAGUAAUCGGGGCAAUAGGACUCUACGAUAUUCCAGCGGAGGAGUUGAUCCUCUCUGGUAAAUAUAUAUGCGAUUAUGUAUACGGAGGGGAUAACAAGUUUUUUCUUUCGAUGGUUUGGAUGCUCAACACUGUUUGGGAGGUCCUCGCACUGUGCCUUUCAAUCUGGGUGGCUGUGAAACACUUCCGUGAGCUGCGACGACUCGGCCCAUCGGCAGGAUCGGCCAUCGGGGACUGUUUCAAAGUGCUCAUACAAUCUCACGUUCUCUAUUUUGCAAGCUUUGUUAGUGUCUCUUGCUUCCAGCUUGCUACUUUCUCUCCAGCACUCUUGAAUUCAAAUUCUAUUGGAGUCCAGAUACUCUAUGAUACUCUUGAAAUUUUAUUGGUCGUGCAGAUGUUUGUGCUGGGACCACGCCUCAUCCUGAGCGUUCGGGAAUACAACGCCAAACUCGUGGAAGACUCCGAUGCAGAAACUAGCAUGAAUUCGAUUAUUUUCCAGGAGCGUGUGCAUGUAUCAACUAGCAGUACUGUGUAGGGAAAUGGUUGUCGAGUGGUCUGCAGGGAGGAG